AUGUCAGACGCCCCGCAGCUCUUCUUGCAGUUCUUCCAAUGUGGCGGGUCACCCCAGCAACAGCUGGACGUUUGUGGCAGAAUCUUUCGCCACGACAGCAAGGGACCUACCUUCCUUUCCCUAUCGGUGGAUUUGGACGAUCCUGAGCAGCCAGACAGAAAACCGUUUGUUUUCGCAACUGGCCCCGAUGGCUGUCACAAGCUGCUUGCUCAGUAUGGAGCAUGUAUGGUUCACGAGUUCUUGGUGCAUCUGGGCUGUGACGCCUCUUGGAUCGACCACGUUCUGGAGAAGGAUAAGCGCCGUUUCGCAAUCAUCCUGUUACCUGGCACGAAGAGUGGGGAACAGAGAGAAGGGCAAGCACAGGGAACUCCCAGUGGCGUCCGUGCCACUUGGGAUGGACUGCUUCAGUGUGUUGCAACGGUUCCUCGCCUGGACGAAUACGCCGAGAAAUAUGGAGAAGAGUGCAAGCAAACAGACAUGGCUGAAUUCGUGAAGUGCAGGGAGUUCCUGCGCAAGUAUAGGUCAGUCGAGCAUGUUGAUGCCAGCGAUAUUGACCAAGAUCCGAGCAUCUUCUUGACUCCACGCCGCUUCUUGGACAGGUGCUCUUAUCGAAUGGACAUGAUCCUGAUUCCUUCUUUCGGCACCUCCACACCCUCGCUGAAAAGUGUUGUGGCGGGUGUCUGCUGGGAUGCCUUGGGCUUCUCUGGCCGGAAACACGAGCUGGUAGAACAGAUACUGUACAAGCUGGCAAUUGGAAAAGGAGCGCAGCAAAUGAUAGCGGUGGACGGAUCCUUCACCGAACGGAUGCAGGAGGCCCUCCAGAUGUGCUCCAAGGCAGCCAACGAGACCAGCUCCGUGAAAGCGGCCAGCAUGGCUUGCUGCGCGUGGGGCGAUGUGCUCAUGAGGAGCCGCGAGUGCUGCAACGUGCCCGGACCGCCAUACUGCAUCAGCCACGGCAACUCCAAGUUGGCGCGGAUGUCGGUGGCCCUUGCUGCAGUGCUAGCUGCCGUGGCUGCAACUGUGUUGCCAAAGCUGCAGAUGUGCUGCCGACGGCCCGAUUCGCGCAGUGGGUCCUGCUUGGAGUCCUUCUUUGCUCCCAGCCUCUUCCGCACCCCGCGGACCCGGGCCUCGAUGAUGGUCGCCAACAUCGAGUCCUUGGAGCGAGGUGGCAUCGAGGCCGACAGAGCUCUCAUGGAGGAUCUAAAGCAGUGCUGGAGCGGUGACGGACGGAGUGACGGGAGACGACGAGGCUCAUCGCUUCGCACACUGCCCGGGGGCGACUUCUGGCGGGAUCAGGCCGCCACAGCCUUCGCAAAACUCCAGUCGGCCUUCGGAUUCCAGGAGGACUCGGUGAAAUGUCAGUUCGAGCACUUUCUUUCUCUGUGGCGCUCGCACUGUGCUGUGGUGGCCGACCGCCUGAAGCUGCCUCCGAACGACGGGGUGGGUUGCAGAAGCCUCGAGGAGGAUCUUCUCAAAAGGGGGAUGGAUGAGCUCCACGAGGACCUACUCCGUGGCCUGCGAUGGUGGCGAGCGACGUUCCAGGAUCAAGGUGUCAAGCUGGGGGUCACCCCAGAAGCACCCGAUGAGUCUCCACGAUACCAGGGCUCCAUGAGCAUCUCGACUUCCGUCCAGGUGGAGGUGAAGUGGUGUGUCCCCGAGUCCGCGGAGCGUGCGCAAUUCAGUCAGUACCAAGCAGCGAAGCCAACUCUCGCGAAGCUCGAGGAAGUGGCAACGUUCCUUCUUGUCUGGGGCGAAGCAGGCAACCUGCGAUUCAUGCCUGAGAUGCUGUGCUUCAUCACACAACUGGCGCUAGAUGCCGAGCCAGUGCACUGUGAGGAGCAUUCCGGUCGGAGCGGAGCUUACCUCGUGAAGAUUGUCCGGCCCAUCUACAAGGUCAUCUUUGACGAGCAUUAUGUCAAAGUUGGACCAGAGAACCCGACGCAGCGGCAAAAGGAUGAGAAAGUGCUGAAGGAUGGCUAUGCUACAUACCUGCCGCCGGAUUGUGCGAACCACGACGACUGGAACGAGCUCUUCCAGGAUCCCAAGCGGCUUCAAGCAGCUCUGCCGAAUCUCUUCAAUCAGCCCAAACAUCUUCGGUACGAGGCGCUGAAGAAGGUGGACUGGGCAAGUGCCCUGUACUCGAUGAAUGUGAAGACACACAGAGAGAUUCACUCGUGGUGGGGAGUCUUUGCAGCUACUCACCGCUUGUGGUUCCUGCAUGUCUUGCUCUAUGCCUUGUCGAUGUGGUGGGUUUCUUCGCGGACCUUCCACGACCCUGGCUCAGGUUGGUCGACGCCGCUGGGUGGGGGCUCGCCAUUGGUUUGCCUCUCUGCCAUUGGUCUAGUGGUGCCUCUGCACCUGGCAUUCUACUGGAUGAGCCGCUGGUUCACCACUGGCAGCGCCUUGCGGCCGAACUACCGCGAGGGAAGCACUUGCCAGAAGAUCCGGACCCUGCUCUUGAAUGCUUUGCUGCAAUUGAGGCUGCUUCUUCUGUUCGUUCCUGUCGCCACCUUUCUGUGGGUCCGCUGGUUGGAUGCUUUCGGUGACGACGAGUGGCUCAAGGUGCACCCUUUCCUUUCCUUGAACACGGCCCUGCAAGUGCACGUCUUCGUCUGCAGCUUUGGAGCACUUCUGAUCCUCCUGCAGCCCUGCGCAAGUGGGGCCCCGUUCCGUCCAGCUACGCCAACACCGUGGACCGUGAAGGGGCUGCGCUGGCUCAUCUGGCUGGUGAUCCUGGCGGUGAAGUUCUUUGCGGGCCUUGGGGGCAUUGCCGCCAUCGAGAGGGCGACGGCUGAGUUGAAGAUCAGCCGCCUUGGACGUGAACCGAUCGAUGAAAUUCCGAGCUUUGCCUUCGGCCCCAACUGGGACAAGGACAUUAUCGAGUGGGUGGCACUUUGGGGCACUGGCCUGUUGUGCUAUGUAGCAGACACACAGUUCUGGUUCUGCUUGGUUUGCUCGGUCGUGGGCAUGCUCUUGGCAUUUCACCAGCGUUCAUGGCGUGUACAGCAGCUGCUUACAGAGGAUGCCUUGUCCGCUGUGCCCCAGCGCUUUGCAGAGCGAGUCAUCCUCGAAGCACCAGAGGGAAGACGAAACCGCCAUAGGCUCGCGGAGGGCUCCGUGCCGGCCCCGCGCGCCACGGCAAACUCCCAGUGGUUUCAGAAGUUCUUCCCGGACCUCUGGGAUCGGAUCAUUGACAUCAUGCGCUACGAAGACAAGCUCGAUGACUUCAUCAUCGGACAAAUGAAGUUCACGGUCGCAGGGGAAGGGCGAUCAGUUUCCUGGGAAAGCGUCCACAGGAAGCUGCAUGAGCGGCAGCGCUUCUCGCCGCCCCCCAUCUUUGACGUCAUGAACUUUGGGCAGAGGAGCUUGGAACGCGAUCUGGGCAUUCUACCGACAGACACGUGGCCGUGGAGCACGGAGGUUCAGUGGCGGCUCAACGCCUUUGCACGCAACCUGGCAUCUGGGGACUUGCCCAGACCCUUCGUGACGCCAUACAUCCCUGGACUUACAGUGCUGAUCCCCCACUAUGGAGAGCAGAUCCUGCUGUGCAAGAAGGACCUCCAUCCCGACGCUGCUCCUCGGCAGGGCCGACGACGCUCCAGUCAGGUGGAAUUUGGCGGCAGCAACUCUGGAGAGGAAGUUCCCUUGAUCUCCUGGCUUGAGAAGAGGUACCACGAUGACUUUCUGGCUUUCACCUCCCGGACGAAGGGCAUAGAUCCCUCGUGGCCCGACGCCGGAAGCCGAUGGGAUCAGUACACGGACCCGGCCCAUUGGGAGAAGCUCUGCGGGUGGGCCUCGAUGCGCUCACAAACGCUUUGGCGAACUGUUGUGGGUCUCAUGUACUAUCUCCCCGCUCUGGAGUGCUUCCAUCAGAUGGUCAAGGAACGGAACAAAGACUCUGCUAUGGCCGCGGCGUGGGAUCCAACUGAGGUCUUCACCUGCAUGGUUUCGAUGCAGAUGUACGCGUUCUUCGAGGAUGUGCAGUACGAGCAUACGGAGAUCCUGCUCCGGAAAUUCCCAAGGAGUUUCCAGAUAGCCUUCAUUGACCACGAGGGCAAAGGAGAAGCUGCUGUCCGGGACUGUGUCCACCCAAAGCAGCAGAGACGCUACUACAGCUGCCUGAUUGAUGAGAGCUGUGCCAUGGAGGCCGAGAAUCCGAAACGACGGAAGCCGCGCUUGAAGAUCGAGCUGCCAGGCUUCCCAAUACUUGGGGAUGGAAAGGGCGACAAUCAGAACCACGCGAUCGUUUUUACACGUGGGUCGAUCAUCCAGGCCAUCGAUGCCAACCAGGGUGGAUAUUUCGAGCAAAUGCUGCUGCUUCCCUGUGCGCUGGGGGAGUUCCGCAGGCGAGACCGCAAGAUGGGAGGUCUUGAGCCGCGGAUCGUGGGCUUCGCAGAGCACAUCACAAGUGACAUCGGUUCACUCGGUGACUUCGCGGCUGGUGCUGAGACUGCAUUCGGCACUGUGCUGCAACGAUCCUACGCUCUUCUGGGAGCGCGCAUGCACUACGGACAUCCGGACAUGAUGAACAAGGAGGUCAUGAUCCAGCAGGGUGGCAUCUCGAAAGCCACGAAGACGGUCAACUUGUCCGAGGACAUAUUUGCCGGGAUGGACCUCACGCUGCGCGGCAAUGGACGCAACAUUGUCCACCGUGAGUACCUGCAUGUGGCCAAGGGCAGAGACCUGGGCUUCAACACAAUUCUCACCUUCUUCUCCAAGCUUUCGGCCGGCACGGGCGAGCAGAUGCUGACCCGGCAGAUGGCACGGCUGGGGAAUGAGCUGGACUUGCCUGAGUUUCUGACGUUCUUCUAUGCACAUGCCGGGUACUACUUGACGCAGUUCUUCCUCUCUAAAAGUAUUCCACUGCUGGUCUUCAUUUGGCUACUUGUGGUUCUCGACGACCCGGAGCAGAAUUUCCCUGCCAUGAGUGCAGAUGACAAGUCCGAAACUGGUGCCAAAAUCGUCGCACGCAUGCUCAUCACCCAGUACUCCUGGCUCCUGAUGCUUUUCAUCGUCGCGCAGACAGCCCCCUUGGCCAUGCAAGUCUGGCUGGAGAGUAGCUCGGUCGCGGCCAUCCUUCGUAUACUCAAGCAGAUGGUUACCCUCGCGCCGUUGCAUUUCAUCUUCCAGGCGAAGAUCAUUGGCACCUACCUCACCAACGAAGUUACGCUUGGAGGUGCAAAGUAUCUCCCAACAGGAAGAGGCUUGCCCACGGAGCGCCGGGCUUUCCUCCGUCGCGUUGAUGGCGACAAGAAGAAAGGUGGUGGAGGUGGCCUGUACAACGACUAUGCCACCCUGGCGCUGUACGACGGAGCGCAGCUGCUGAUCGCCUCGGUCAUGGUGCUCUGUGCAGGUGGCUUGGCCGUGGAGCAGUCCCUGGUCUGGUGGCUCGUUGCCCUCGGCCUUACUAUCUGUUCUUGGCUCCUGGCACCUUUCAUAUUCAACCCGUACCAGUUUUCCUACACCCAUUUCCGGUCUGACCUCAAGGACUGGAGAGAUUUCUUCUUCCAGGAUGGAGGCAAGCACUGGGCCUUCUGGUAUGCCGAGAAUCCCAAGAAGGCCGACACGCGCCUGCGCAUUGGUGCGGGCUUGCGGACCAGCUCCAUGGAGGUCCUCAAGCGGGCUCUGUUCCUGGGCUGCUGGUACACCAUCCUGAAUCAGAAGGUGCACAUGCUGACGGUGAUCUUUGAAGGUACUUUCCGAUCCGCCUUCAGCAUCGCCCUAGUCGUCAUGCCUCCGGUCGGCAUGUCGAUUGUCAUCUGCGCGGUCCUACCUCAAGCGUCUCAGCUGCUCGGAUGCGACGACACGCGCGAGCUCCACUAUGGUUGGAGUGCCUUGCUGGUGGUCUUGGCUGACUUGGUCGAGACGUUCUGCUAUCUGUGGAAGCUUCUGAGCCUGCGCUGGUGGAAAUCCUUCACCAUCGGCAUUCUUCUGAAAUUCUCGCUGCUCUCCCUGUGUCUGGAACUGGUGGAGUGCGCAUUCCGUCUCAAAGGUUCAGGUGCUCCGUUGCCAGUGAGGCGGCGUGCCAAGCUGUGGCUGUACGGCCAUCGAAUGGCACAGGACUUGGCUGUUUCAUCGCUGAUCUUCGGCUUGCUCUCAAUCGGUACUUUCUUCGAUUGCAUCAAGGCGAAGGUUUGUGGCUGCAAAGGCUGUGGGCUGCACAACAUCCUCGUGUAUCGCGACCCGGGAGGUGUUCACAAGCGACAGGUAAUCCGUCGGGCGCAAAACGCCGGAGAAUUUACUGAAGCAGGUGGAGACGAGCCGCCGGCGCUGGCGCCGCUCGAACUCGCCUUAGCGGCAACAACCGCCUACAUUCCGCCCGAGGGCCAUCCAUCGCCAGAGGCGACCCGUGGCCGCGGCCUGGAGUUCCAGGAGCGAGUUCCUCCACCUCCUCCACCUCAGGAGGCUGAAGUCCCACCGCCUCCGCCGCCACCGGCGCAGUGA
Molecule: messenger RNA, 6444 nt
Organism: Symbiodinium sp. CCMP2456
Lineage: Eukaryota; Dinophyceae; Suessiales; Symbiodiniaceae
Source: the annotation of a GenBank genome assembly